Gymnogyps californianus (California condor) is the source of this 3657-nucleotide messenger RNA. It is a transcript of the gene ASAP3, whose product is annotated as ArfGAP with SH3 domain, ankyrin repeat and PH domain 3. Lineage: Eukaryota; Metazoa; Chordata; Aves; Accipitriformes; Cathartidae. Gene Ontology annotation, biological process: cell migration; positive regulation of GTPase activity. Gene Ontology annotation, cellular component: focal adhesion; cytoplasm. Gene Ontology annotation, molecular function: GTPase activator activity; protein binding. The record is from RefSeq and is a predicted model, not a curated record.
CCGCGCCCCCCCCCGCCGCGCCCUCUCCCCCCCGCCGCCGCCCGCACCAUGCCCGAGCAGCUCAGCGUGGCCGAGUUCCUGGCCGUGACCGGCGAGGACCUCAGCUCCCCGGCCGCCGCCGCCUUCGCCUCCAAGAUGCAGAAGUGCCGGGGGGCGGUGGGGGCUCUGGAGGAGAGCCUGGAUGGGGACCAAGCCGUGCUCCAGAGGAUCAGGAAAUAUGUGAAAGCCAUUCACAUCUCCGGGCUCACCCAUGUGGAGAACGAGGAGCAGUACAGCGAAGCCCUGGAGAACUUCGGCAAUAACCACCUCUCCCAGAACAACCACGAGCUCUCCACCGGCUUCCUCAACCUGGCCGUCUUCACCCGCGAGGUCACCGCACUCUUCAAGAACCUGGUGCAAAACCUGAAUAACAUCGUCUCCUUCCCCCUGGACAGCCUGCUGAAGGGGCAGCUGAAGGACGGCCGCCUGGACUCCAAGAAGCAGAUCGAAAAGGCCUGGAAGGAUUACGAGACCAAAGUGGGGAAGAUGGAGAAGGAGAAGGAGCGAGCCCGUUUGGCGGGGGUCAUCCAGGCCGAGCCGUCCGCAGCAGAGGUGGCCGAGGACAUGCAGAAGGAGCGGCGGCUCUUCCAGCUCCACAUGUGUGAGUACCUGCUGAAAGCCAGCGAGUCUCAGAUGAAGCAGGGACCAGAUUUCCUGCAGAGCCUCAUCAAGUUUUUCCACGCUCAGCACAAUUUCUUCCAAGACGGCUGGAAGGCUGCCCAGAACCUCUACCCCUUCAUUGAGAAGCUCGCUGUGUCCCUCCACGCGCUCCACCAAGCGCAAGAGGAGGAGGUGAAGCAGCUCACGCAGACCCGCGAUUCCCUCCGCAGCAUCCUGCAGCUGGAGAGCAAGGAGGAAAACCUGAGCAGGAAAAACUCUGGCAGCGGCUACAGCAUCCACCAGCACCAAGGGAACAAGCAGUAUGGGACGGAGAAGUCGGGAUUUCUGUACAAGAAGAGCGAUGGGAUCCGCAAAGUGUGGCAGAAGAGGAAGUGUGGCGUGAAGUAUGGCUGUCUGACCAUCUCCCACAGCACGAUAAACCGUCCCCCCGUCAAGCUGAACCUCCUCACCUGCCAAGUGCGGCCCCACGCCGAGGAGAAGAAAUGCUUCGACCUGGUGACGCACAACAGGACGUAUCACUUCCAAGCGGAGGACGAGCAGGAAUGCGUUGUGUGGGUCUCGGUGUUGCAGAACAGCAAGGACGAAGCCCUGAGCAACGCCUUCAAGGGGGAGCCCAACGGCGGCGGGGCGGCAGCGGGCGGCGGGGCGGACGGCGGCGUGCAGGAGCUCACCAAGCUGGUCAUCAGCGAGGUGAAGAACAUGCCGGGAAACAAGCAGUGUUGCGACUGCGGGGCCCCGGACCCCACAUGGCUCUCCACCAACCUGGGCAUCCUGACGUGCAUCGAGUGCUCCGGCAUCCAUCGGGAGCUGGGCGUGCAUUACUCCCGCAUCCAGUCCCUCACCCUCGAUGUCCUCAGCACCUCCGAGCUGCUGCUGGCCGUCAGCGUCGGGAACACCCGCUUUAAUGAGAUCAUGGAGGCCACGCUGCCCGCGCAGGACUGCCCCAAGCCCUCGGCCGGCAGCGACAUGGCCGCCCGCAAGGAGUACAUCGUGGCCAAGUACAUGGAGCGACGCUACGUGCAGAAAAGCGGCCGCGAUGACCCCCACCGCCUCUGGGAAGCCAUUCGUGCCCGUGACCUCCUGGCCCUGCUCCAGGCCUUCGCCGAGGGGCACGAUCUGGCCAAGCCCCUGGCCAGCCCCGAGGGCCAGGACCCGGGCGAGCUGGCGCUGCACAUGGCCGUGCGCCACGCCGACAGAUCGUCCCUUCCUCUGGUGGACUUCAUCAUCCAGAAUGGGGGGACGCUGGACCGGGUGACGCAAGAUGGGAACACGGCUUUGCACUACGGCGCGCUCUACAACAAGCCCAACUGCCUCAAGCUGCUCCUGAAGGGCAAAGCCGCCUUCGCCACGGUGAACGUGGCGGGCGAGACGGCUUUGGAUGUGGCGAGGAGGCUCAAGCACACCGAGUGUGAAGAGCUGCUGGAGCAGGCGCAGGCGGGGAAGCUCUCCCUGCAGAUCCACAUCGACUACGACUGGGAGCCCCAGGAGUUCCCCUACGACAGCGAGGACGAGCUGGAGGAGAAGGUGAGCCCCCUCCAGCGCUCUUUCAAGGGCACGUCGCCGCUGGCCGCCAGCCCCCCGCCCGCCUGCCCCCAGACCCGCUGGAGCUGCAUGGGGAUGGACAUCACCAACAAGACUUACGAGAGCAUCCUGGUGCCCUCGCGCCCCGCGCCCCGCCGGGCUCACAGCGAGGAGAUCCCCCCGCCGCUGCCCCUCAAAAACCCCACGCGGGGCGGCUCCCGCCCCAAACCCGGCCACAGCCCCACCGAGCGCCCUGAGCUUCCCCGGCAGGCGUCGGAGCCGCACUUCCCUGGGCCUGCGGAGGCUCCGGCACUGCGCGGCAUCCCCUCUGCCGGCACCACCGGCGCCCUGGAUGGCACCGCCGGCCUGCCGGCACCCGGCACCCGCAGCCCCACCGAGAGUCGACGGGCAGCGUACUGGGAGACCCGCUCAGAAACGGACAGCAGUGGCACCCGGCGGGGGCCGGAGCUGAGCCCCCCACCCGGGCAGCCCCUGCCAGGCAGCAUGGCCCCCGACAUCCCCCCCGUCAAGUUCGGCUCGGAGAGCACCCGCUCGUACCGGCGCAUCAGCGGCGUGGUGGGCAAAGCGGGGUCGGCCAUGUCCCCCCAGAGCCCCGGUGGCCCCGAGGACCCCGCUCUGAGCAAGGUGCCCCCCGUGCCCAUGCCCAGAAGAUUUGCUCCGGCCAAGGGGAGGCAGAAACGGGUGAAGGCGGUGGCUGACUGCAAGGGGGACAAAGCGCGUGAGCUGACCUUCUCCAAGGGAGAGGUGAUCGUGGUGACACGGGAGGAGGACGAGCAGAGCUGGGUCGGCUUCAUCGAGGGCGACGGCUCCCGCACCGGAGUCUUCCCAGCCAGCUUCGUCCACCUCUUGCAAGACUGACUGGGUGGCGGUGGCCCCUUUUAUCCCUGUCCUCUCGGCCGGGACCAGAGGCAGCUCCCCGUCGGCCAGCGAGGGCUCAGGCACAGCCCCAGCCCCGGGGGCUCGGCAGAGCCAGGCCACGAGGGACAUGUGCCCAGGACCCUGGCGUGGGACCAUCCAGCCUGGCUGGAUGCUAGCCUCCAAGGGGGCUCAGAGACCCCCCCCAUUGGGAAGACAGUCCACGGACAGCGGCUGCGGGGAGCUGAAGGGCUGCCGCCCGCCCUGCGGGUAGGGCAGAGAACAGCCACGCUCGCUGCACUAGUGAGCUGAGGUUUCUGUGCUGGCCCCCAGUGUCCCCCGCUCCCGCUGCUCUUCCAUCCCUCCUGUGGGCUCUGCUCGUCCCCGGGGCUUUCUUCUCCCCUGUCUGCCAAGGGACUUGGGGAUGGGGGAGCUGCACUCGGUGACCCCCACCCUCCUCUGCCAGGGAGCCAUGGACCCCCCCUCCCCGGCCUGGGGGGAGCGGGGCUGGGGAGUGGCCGUGUACCCCCUGGCUGCCUUCUCUACCCCAACUGUGAAGCCUUUGGGAUGGGUAGGGAAUAGGAAAGGGCUUUUAUUGAC